GUAUUGCUCACAGGGACCUGAAGCCUGAAAACAUCCUGUGUGAAUCUCCAGAAAAGGUAUCACCAGUAAAAAUCUGUGACUUCGAUCUUGGUAGUGGGGUGAAGCUGAACAGUGCGUGUACACCAAUAACUACUCCCGAAUUAACAACGCCGUGUGGGUCUGCAGAAUACAUGGCACCCGAGGUGGUUGAAGUCUUCACGGAGGAGGCCACGUUCUACGAUAAGCGGUGUGAUCUCUGGAGCCUGGGAGUGAUUCUGUACAUCAUGCUCAGUGGUUACCCUCCUUUUGUGGGCAACUGUGGCACAGACUGCGGCUGGGACAGAGGAGAGGUCUGCAGAGUUUGCCAGAACAAGCUUUUUGAGAGCAUUCAGGAAGGCAAGUAUGAAUUUCCUGACAAGGACUGGUCGCACAUAUCCUCUGAGGCCAAAGAUCUCAUCUCAAAGUUGCUGGUUCGUGACGCCAAAGAACGACUUAGUGCUGCUCAAGUUUUGCAACAUUCAUGGGUUCAAGGACAGGCUCCUGAACGGGGAUUACCUACUCCUCAAGUUCUUCAAAGGAACAGUAGCACCAAAGACCUGACGCUUUUUGCUGCUGAGGCUAUAGCCCUCAACCGCCAGCUGUCUCAGCACGAGAACGAGCUCAGCGUGGAGCAGGAGAACGUUGCCCAUGCUGUGUGCUCCAUGAAGCUUUCUCCUCCAUCCAAGUCCCGCCUUGCCAAGCGCAGAGCAAUGACACAUGCCACCAAAACUGGCGACUUUCAGCCAGUUCCCCAUAAAGCCUUUUAA
Eurypyga helias (sunbittern) is the source of this 785-nucleotide messenger RNA. RefSeq names its product MAP kinase-interacting serine/threonine-protein kinase 1-like. Lineage: Eukaryota; Metazoa; Chordata; Aves; Eurypygiformes; Eurypygidae. The annotation marks the transcript as partial. The transcript has 6 exons. The record is from RefSeq and is a predicted model, not a curated record. Gene Ontology annotation, molecular function: ATP binding; calcium/calmodulin-dependent protein kinase activity; calmodulin binding. Gene Ontology annotation, cellular component: nucleus; cytoplasm. Gene Ontology annotation, biological process: protein autophosphorylation; peptidyl-serine phosphorylation; intracellular signal transduction.